Leptosia nina is the source of this 1317-nucleotide messenger RNA. The record is from the annotation of a GenBank genome assembly. NCBI's taxonomy places the organism in Eukaryota, Metazoa, Arthropoda, Insecta, Lepidoptera, Pieridae.
AUGGAAAUGCCCGAAAGAUCACGGAAUUUUAAAAUCAUGUCGCCGCAUCUGCGAUGGCGCCGGGAGGCAGAUACUGCCCCCAAGGUAGAGCCAAAUGCCACCAUCACCACCCAGGCUCCAGGCAACUCGUCGGCCAUACCAAUGGGGUCAAUGGAACCAGAACUACCCACUACAACGACCACUCAAGAGAGUUUGGUCGAAAAGACAGAAGACCUGGCUCGAAAGAUGAAUAUGGAACCAUGGCAGCUCGUGGCCAUACUUGUCGGUGUUGGUGUCGUGGUUCUCGGAAUAUGUUUCUGCUGCAUACGACGAUGUUGCCGCAAACGACGCUCCAAGGAUGGCAAGAAGGGGAUGAAGGGAGUCGACUUCAAGUCCGUCCAGCUGUUAGGCUCAGCUUACAAAGAAAAGGUGCAGCCGGAUAUGGAAGAGCUCACGGAGAACGCAGAGGAACCUGAUGAAGGCGAGGAGAAGAAGGAAGAGCAAAAGCUUGGAAAAGUCCAGUAUAAGUUGGAGUAUGACUUUAACAGUAACAGCUUGUCAGUGACAGUAAUACAAGCUGAAGAUCUUCCGGCGCUAGACAUGGGCGGGACAUCGGAUCCCUAUGUCAAAGUUUACCUUCUGCCCGAUAAGAAGAAGAAGUUCGAAACCAAAGUCCAUCGAAAAACGCUCAGUCCUGUCUUCAACGAAACUUUCGUAUUUAAGAAUGUGCCAUAUGCUGAUGCAAUGAACAAGACACUUGUGUUCGCGAUCUUCGACUUCGAUCGGUUCUCCAAGCACGACCAAAUCGGUGAGGUGAAGGUACCUCUAUGCCAGGUAGACCUUGCGCAGACUAUUGAGGAAUGGCGUGAACUGCAAAGCGUAGAAGGCGAGGGCGGACAGUUGGGAGACAUAUGUUUCUCGUUGCGAUAUGUACCGACAGCUGGAAAGUUGACCGUGGUCAUUUUGGAAGCAAAGAACCUCAAAAAGAUGGACGUCGGUGGUUUGUCAGAUCCGUACGUAAAGAUAGCGCUCAUGCAAAACGGGAAACGUCUUAAAAAGAAGAAGACGAGCAUCAAGAAGUGUACAUUGAAUCCUUAUUACAACGAGUCAUUUACUUUUGAAGUACCAUUCGAGCAAAUACAGAAAGUAAACCUAGUGGUGACCGUGGUGGACUAUGAUCGCAUCGGGACUUCGGAACCUAUUGGUAAGGUGGUGCUGGGCUACAACGCGUCUGGAACCGAGCUACGUCACUGGUCGGACAUGUUGGCGAGUCCAAGACGUCCCAUUGCGCAAUGGCACACCCUUAAAGACCCAGAAGACGGAGAAAAGAAGGAUUAA